This is a messenger RNA of Gallus gallus (chicken), 1315 nucleotides long. It is a transcript of the gene CRISP2, whose product is annotated as cysteine rich secretory protein 2. The record is from RefSeq and is a predicted model, not a curated record. NCBI's taxonomy places the organism in Eukaryota, Metazoa, Chordata, Aves, Galliformes, Phasianidae. Bases 66 to 842 code for a protein of 258 amino acids. Gene Ontology annotation, cellular component: extracellular region. The transcript has 9 exons.
AGCCACUUCCACAACCACCUGCAGAAGGACAGGCGAGACUUCCAAUCUUCCUGGAAGCAAAAGAGAUGAUUCUACCAGCAGUACUCCUGUGUCUUGCAGCUGUGCUGUCUCCAUCUGCUGGAGAGGACCUCAGCUAUGUACCUCUACCUUUACUCACAGCCUCAUCCUCUCAACAGAUACCUGAAGCUUCCCUUCUUCUGUCAACCAACAGAACAGAUCAACAGAAGCUGAUUGUUGACAAACACAAUGCCCUCAGGAGAAGAGUCAGCCCACCUGCCAGGAACAUGUUGAGAAUGGAAUGGAGUCCUCAGGCUGCAGUUAAUGCUCAGAACUGGGCAAAUCAAUGUUCUUUAAGUCACAGCCCUCCAAACCAGAGGGAAAUCGGUCAACCAUGUGGUGAAAAUCUCUACAUGUCGACUGCCCCUUCCUCCUGGUCAGAUUCCAUUCAGGCUUGGUUCGAUGAGGAGAAAGAUUUCAAAUAUGGAUCUGGAGCAACAACAGCAAAUGCUGUGAUUGGCCAUUACACUCAGUUAGUUUGGUACAAUUCUUACCAAGUUGGAUGUGCAGUCGCCUACUGUCCUGAAAGGACAUUCAAGUACUUUUAUGUGUGCCAUUACUGCCCUGCAGGGAAUAUAAUAGGUUCAAUUGAAACACCCUACAAAGAAGGACAACCCUGUGGUGACUGCCCUAGUGCUUGUGACAAUGGAUUAUGCACCAAUCCUUGCAAGUAUCGUGAUGUUUACUCCAACUGUCCUGAAAUGGCAAAGGCAUAUGGAUGUGAACAUAGCUUUAUCAAGACAAACUGCCUUGCCUCCUGCAGAUGCCUAAGUGAAAUAAUAUGAUCAACUCCUCCCUUCGCAGACAUCCAUCUCCUUUAGUAAUUUCUUUCACAGAAACAGUCCACCCUACCUUUCCCAUACAUGCAUGAAGACUGAACUUUGUCCAGUGAUACUCAUAAGGAAGACCUUAAGGUCAAUGCUUGUAUUUUAUUCACAUAACGCUGUGGAAGUGUAGUGGAGGUGUUAAGUGAAAUUUAGCACUUGGGUAUUGGACAUACACAGCGAUCAGCUUCUCACACCUUUCUUUUCCCAAACUGUUGUCUAAGAAGUUAAAUGUGUAACUAAUUAAAUGUCUGUUCCAGAAAGUUCCAUACGUUUCAUAUGUUCUUAGUGUAGUAAUGUAACUAAUCUUAACCUGACAAAUUUUGUAAACUAUGGUACUGUUAACUGGACAAGAAGAUAAGUGGGAUUACCUGAACAAAUGUAAUUCUCAAAAAUGAAAAUAAAAAUUAGGAGAGCAGAGGAUUUCCACCAGA